GGCCAAUUAGCACGAGGCGGCGGCAACGGUGACUGUGGAAUUAAAGCCGGUUAUCGAUUGGAUGGUUCCUGUUAUGUCGAUUAUACAGAUAUGGCCUUUGUGGCACCCGCCUGUUUCUUGUUCUGGCUCUUGGGUUGGCAAGCUCAGUUAGGCCAAAUUCAGCAAGAGAUGAAGCAAAUGGAAGCUACCUAUUUUGGUGAAAGUAUCGCCAUGCUAUGUUUGUUAAAUGCAAAUGUUCCAAUCUAAAUAUUUGUCAGUUGUCCAUUUUUCUUUUCUUUCUUUUUUAAUAUUAUAAAUUUUUCAUUCAUGGUUUCAUUAUCUAUCUUGACCUUGUUUUGGGCAAUAGCAACAGCUGUAAACGGACAAGAUGUCAUUCAAGUUGAUGUCCCCAACAAUAAACUCAUCAGUAAAGAUCUAUUAAAUAUUACAUACACCGUGAUCGGUGGUGAAAUAGCUAACCCUAAGUUCAACGUCGAAACCACCUAUCCAAACUCUCUCUCGAUCGACUUUAUUUGGUCUGACCAUAACAACCCCAGCAAUGUGCUAUCAUUGAAUGUUGCUUCAGGCUUAUUAACCGACCCUUACCCAGGUGGGCUCAAAAAUGUCGAACAUAAAGAAUCUUGGAAAGCUCCCAACUGCCAUUUCUUUAGUCGCUACCCACCUAGCAACUAUGAUUUUUCGCUCGUUUUUACACCUAUAUACCCCACAGUGGCCUUUGGAUCAGCACCUAAUGUAGGAACAGCUCAAUCAGCCUUAACUGUACCCUUAGCUGUGAUGGUAGAUAACUCUACUUUCCCCAAAUGUUAAACCAUAUUACUACUGUACAACUUUUUUUUUUUUUGCAAAAGUAUAAUAAAAGGCAUCUGAUCUAAAAAUAACCAGUGUCAUGAAACUCACCAAUCAGUUUGAUACUAUCGACAACAUGUUUUUAUAUAAAACAACAACAAAAAUGUACAAUGAUGUGUAUUUAUAAACAUAAAUAUAUAAAUAUAUAAAUAAAUAAAAGCAGUAUAUACUUCUAUAUUGCAUUAUCUAAAUUUCGCUCAGGUUUUUUUCACCUGCAACUGCUAAACUAUAUCUUUUGCUGUCCUUUUCAUUCUCCUCG
Molecule: messenger RNA, 1105 nt
Organism: Mucor mucedo
Lineage: Eukaryota; Fungi; Mucoromycota; Mucoromycetes; Mucorales; Mucoraceae
Exons: 3
Coding region: 307-807 (166 amino acids)
Source: RefSeq, a predicted model, not a curated record